CCCUGUCCCUUAUCCCAUUUACCUCUUUAUAUCUAUCUAUCUCAUACAUCCCCAACCAUUCUCUCCAUUUUCUGUGUCAUCUUCUCACUCUGGCCCUAUUUCGAGCUCAUAUAUAUAAACGUACAUAAAACUAGCUCACAUAUAACUAUACAACUAGCUGGUACAUCUUUAUCACGUUCUCCUUCUGUACCACCAAAACCAUCUUAUAUCGACAAUAUGGAAAUGUUUGGGCACAACAUUGGCGGAAGAUCAGGUCAGAAUGGUAACAACGCAAAUCUUGCUUGGGAUAUAUGGGAGAUGAAUAGUGGUAACAAUAAUGGCAACAGCGAUAUACUUUACAUGACGGCUACAGCGGCGGCCGUCACCAUAGCGGAACCACCUUCCGGCUCAAGCGGGAGCUCCGAAGCGAGUUUGGGUCACGCGCUCGUUCACAACAAUAACGGCGGCGUUCAAGCAGUGCAGCAGCAAUUCCAGAAUUUCUACGGUGGUGAUCAUCAUCAGAACAGUCGUCUUCAUGGGUCCCAAUACCUCCCGGAUCCCCACCUUAUGUGCUUAAAGCUGGGGAAGAGGAACUACUUUGAGGACGCUCCUCCGCCCCUUCCUGAUCACCACCGACACGUGACGGGUUUCCCUUUGGCCGUAGGGGGUAUGAAGAGAGGCAAGAACUUAUUGUAUGGCGAUGAUAGCAACGGCAUCGGCGGGGCUUCUACUUCGUCGUUGAAAGUGCCGCGGUGUCAGGUGGAGGGGUGCCAAGUGGCGCUGGUGAGCGCGAAGGAGUACCACCGGCGGCAUAAAGUGUGUGAGAUGCACUCCAAGGCCUCCAAGGUGGUAGUCUUAGGGCUGGAACAGCGCUUCUGCCAGCAAUGCAGCAGGUUUCACGUAGUGUCGGAGUUUGACGAGUCUAAAAGGAGUUGUAGGAGGAGAUUAGCUGGGCAUAAUGAGCGAAGAAGAAAAUGCUCUCAUGAUUCUUUAGCCAGAGGCUCUUCUCAAGAGAAGAAAUUGAUGAUGGCUGCAGGGGGGUUUCCAUACCUAUCGUCAUCGCCGACAGGACGUAGUGCUCUCUCUCUUCUGUCAUCAUUCAAGAGUUGUAAUGACUCUUGGGUGCUAUCUCCAUCUGAUCUCUCCUCAAGAUCCCGCGCUGCACUUCGUGAACUCAUUGCAGAAAACCGUGCAGCCAUCUUGGCUCGCCAGGUCAUAUCUUCUUCAAACAGGUCAAACUCAAACUGGGAGGCCUCAGCACAUUAUAGUAACCAUUCGGCGCAAGAAUUUGGUGACCAUCUAAGCCAAUCGUGGCUGUCUAGUUCUGUCCAAUCCCAUCACCAUCAGCAGCAGCAGAUGUAUUCUGCUAAUCAGCAUAGUUGGGAUAGGUUCCAUGAAAGUGGUGCGCAUUUGACACUUGAUCUAAUGCAGCAGCCCCCGAGCCCGGCAUAUGAGACUCUCUUGCCUGCAAGGGACGCUAGUACUAAGGCUGAAGAUGACGAGUGUGACCUGUGGAAAUGGAACUCCUUCUAAAGGAGACAGUGUGGUAGUAUGAAUUUAGUUCUUACAUGUCUGUAAUAAAUAUAAUUUUCAUUCAUUUCUCUUGUUAAUUUAGUUUUGGACAGGGCUAGUUUAUCUUCGCUCCCUUCAUCUAUCUAUAUCUUGAGCAAAGGCUCAUGCUAGAGUAAAAAUUGUCGAAC
Molecule: messenger RNA, 1679 nt
Organism: Argentina anserina (silverweed cinquefoil)
Lineage: Eukaryota; Viridiplantae; Streptophyta; Magnoliopsida; Rosales; Rosaceae
Product: squamosa promoter-binding-like protein 7
Exons: 3
Coding region: 217-1512 (431 amino acids)
Cellular component (GO): nucleus
Molecular function (GO): DNA binding
Source: RefSeq, a predicted model, not a curated record